Messenger RNA from Sinocyclocheilus anshuiensis, 1791 nucleotides. Its product is annotated as palmitoyltransferase ZDHHC3-like. The coding region runs from base 293 to 1195 and encodes 300 amino acids. The record is from RefSeq and is a predicted model, not a curated record. Lineage: Eukaryota; Metazoa; Chordata; Actinopteri; Cypriniformes; Cyprinidae. Gene Ontology annotation, molecular function: palmitoyltransferase activity. The transcript is spliced from 7 exons.
UUUUAUUGUGUAAUGCUCAGUAGCGGAAGUGCGGAGUCGGACGGUGUGGGUGUGUGACGCCAGUGACCGAAACUUCCUGGUUGUCGUGCUUCACCUGACGAAACUGGAGCAAUAAUUCACACGAAAACAUAACCGGCUGCUCAUAUUAUACAACAAACUGACAUUCCAUCACUACAUCACAUCAUCUUUGUGUAAGCGGAGGGAGAAUUUAUUAUCUAAAGUAGAGAAAUCAGUCGAGCGCUGCUGGAGAUCCAGAGAAGACGGAGGAUGAGGGUGUUUGCCGGUGGGAAGGAUGAAGAGUUCCCCAGCUAACCGCAGUCGGGACAUCGAGCGUCAGGCAGGAUAUCUGCACCCGGAGCACUGUGCGCCGCCCCCUCCGCGGACACACUCGGCCGACGACAUGUGGUUCAUCCGGGACGGCUGUGGCAUCGUGUGCGGCGUGAUCACAUGGCUGCUGGUCUUCUACGCCGAGUUUGUGGUCGUCUUCGUAAUGCUGCUGCCGGCGAAGAAUGUGGCAUACAGCCUAAUUAACGGUGCUGUGUUUAAUGGACUGGCCUUCCUCGCCCUGGCAUCACACUUCAGAGCCAUGUGCACCGACCCGGGAGCCGUUCCAAAGGGAAACGCCACUAAAGAGUUUAUAGAGAGUCUGCAGCUCAAGCCUGGACAGGUGGUGUAUAAAUGUCCCAAAUGCUGCAGCAUCAAACCUGAUAGAGCACAUCACUGCAGUGUGUGUAAGCGCUGUAUCAAGAAGAUGGACCAUCAUUGCCCUUGGGUCAACAACUGUGUGGGAGAGAGCAACCAAAAAUACUUUGUGCUCUUCACUAUGUACAUUGCUUUGAUUUCUCUUCAUGCUCUCAUCAUGGUCGCUCUCCAUUUUGUCUUCUGUUUUGAAGAAGACUGGGCAAAGUGCAGUUCCUUUUCUCCUCCGACGACUGUCAUCCUCCUCAUCUUCCUGUGCUUUGAGGGUCUCCUCUUCCUCAUUUUCACCGCUGUGAUGUUUGGGACGCAGAUUCACUCCAUCUGUAAUGAUGAGACUGGAAUCGAGCAGCUGAAGAAAGAAGAGAAACAAUGGGCCAAAAAGUCAAAGUGGAUGAACAUGAAAGUGGUGUUCGGUCACCCGUUCUCUCUGGCCUGGCUGAGUCCGUUUGCCACACCGGAUCACGGGAAGGCCAAUCUCUACCAGUAUGUGGUCUGAGACGGCCGACCCGACAACCUCACCUCCUCUGUCUCUACACAAACAUCUCUUUGCUUUUUAACUCUGUCUGCUCUGAAAGACCUCAUUGCAUAGAACACCAUGCCACGCUGUUCGAGUGGCCUCUUUACGCUCAUCGAGACACUGACAGCCUCGGAGAGUGACACUGAUGUCCUGACUGCACUGUUGUAACGAAUCCCGCACUGUGAACGCUGUCAUUUACAAAUGAGGUUUGUGAUGAAUUGGAUCUAGUCGCCCGGUGAUAUUCUAGAGGCCUUGACCAUGAAACCUACUAACCAUCACCAGCCGUGGCAAAUAACUAAAGUGUUUCUUGUUUUUGUUUUUUUGAUUGACAGAUGCCUUUACAUUUGCUGGAUAAUUAGGAAAUGCCUUUUUUGUUUUGUGCUCAUGCUGUUCAUUCUCUGCUCAAGCCUUAGCACAGAAUUGCUGCUGUACCGUGUGAGGAAUCUUUCGUUGCCAAAUUGUAUUCCAUUAUGAAUGACACAAAAUCUCCUUUUUUCCUUUCUUGAUCAAAACUAAUUCAUAACUUGCAUAACACUAAUGGGUGAAUAUCAUGAAAACAUGUUUGGGUCAUAUUC